GAGACGGGUAUAUUAGUCUGCGAUAUUCUUGCAUUUGAUCUUAAAAGGAAACAGCCUCAAGAAAGGUAUGAUGAAUAUAACAUCCAGUGUGAAGUUCUGAUGAGGUAAAAGAAAAUGCUACAAAUGCAGUCUCCUAAAGCUUAUAGUUGUAAUAGUGAUAUUGGCCAUCUUCCCAUUUGUUAACCUGGGAGAUGGAGAGUGGAAAAACAAGUCCCGAAAAGAAGAAAGUCUCAUGGAGCCCCAACCCCCUGAUAUACUGGAAGGAUGGGGAGGAAAACAAGCAAGAUUUACACUGGAGGGGGCCUGUAGAUGGAGGUGAUGGGGCAUGGGUUGGAAACUUUGAUGUCGCUCUUGAGGGUGCCAAGAAAAGAUGGGUUGGCAAGGAUGAGUGUGGUCACUGUGGGGGGCUACCGUGUCCCUGGGACAGUCUCCAUGGUGAAGCUGAACGCAAACAACGAGUCAAAGAUCUACAAUUUGUCCAGAAGACUAUUGAAGAAAUGAAGGAACUUGAGGCGAAGUACAAAAAGGUCUGCGAUAAAAAUGACGAGAUGGCUGAUACAAUAAGAUAUAUGAAAGAAAGUGAAAAUGACUGGAAGAUAGCUAAACUACUAAUGGCUAGACAGAUCCAGGAAAAAGAUGCUUUAAUAAAUCAACAUAUUGAGGAAAAACAUAAGUUAAUGGUUGAAGUCAGCAAAUUGAAACAGAACAUGCACAUGUUGAGAGAAGAGAACUCCAAGAACAAGAAGAAAUCAGAAUAUAAGGAGGCGAGAGCACAACGCUUGUCAUUAGAUCUUGCCGCAGCUGUUGAAGAAUGUGACGAGGCCAAGGUUGAAAUAGAACGAACGGCCAGGAAGUAUCGCAACAUCAUUCAGGAAAAUCUUAUCGAGAUUGAGAAGCUCAAAAAGGAAGUUGAAACUAUCAACGAACAGUUAGUUAAUGUCACAAAACUUAUGGAAACACAGAAACAUGAACUUAACAAAAUGACUGGAAUGUACUGGGAAUUAAAACAUGACAACACUAAAGAUGAGAUAAUCGAUGAUCUGAAAAAGAAACUCUCCAAAUCGGAGGAAAUCAAAGAUAUCUGGAUAAGUCAUUCACAGAAAUUAACAGAUAAUAUAAGCGAAUUAGAAGUGGAAAUAACUGAUUUAAAAUCGAAUCUAAAAGCUAGUCAACAGCAGUGCCAAAAGAAAGAGGAGAAUAUUCGAGUUCUUCAAAUGAGGAGGGAAAAUGAUGCAGUUGAGAUAACGAGAUUACAAAAAAGACUUCAAGCUAAUAAUAAGUUUAACCAGUUUAUGGAUAUUAAAAAAGAAAUGACGGUUGUAAAACAGGAAAACAAUGUGCUCAGAAAUAAAAUAAAUUCUUUUACCCCUGUGCCUGUUUUACAACGUGACGGGUCAGUGCGUGAGAUGGUACUCGACAGUGCCAAAUUAGGAAUACUAGUAGAAGAGGAAGUGCAAUCUAAAAGUCAAACUCAAUCGAUGCCAAAUCAGAAAUUUGAUUUUUUCAAAGGGCAUAGUAGACGUGCUAAAUCAGCUAAGUUGUUACGGUUACGUGAUAGCAUGGGUUCAGGAAUUGACCAAUCAGAACCUGAAGUUGAAGAUUAUCAGUUUAGACCUAAAUCAAAUCUUAGCUGA
Molecule: messenger RNA, 1634 nt
Organism: Owenia fusiformis
Lineage: Eukaryota; Metazoa; Annelida; Polychaeta; Sabellida; Oweniidae
Source: the annotation of a GenBank genome assembly